Coregonus clupeaformis (lake whitefish) is the source of this 1097-nucleotide messenger RNA. Its product is annotated as transmembrane protein 60. Lineage: Eukaryota; Metazoa; Chordata; Actinopteri; Salmoniformes; Salmonidae. The transcript has 2 exons. The coding region runs from base 474 to 878 and encodes 134 amino acids. The record is from RefSeq and is a predicted model, not a curated record.
AUAUUUUCAUUGUUAGAGUGGCCAAUGGAGUGUCUGGACAAUAUAAUGGAUAAUCUGUGAUAUAAUAGACGAUAUUUGGUUUAGUCUAGUCCAUUGACUGAAUUUAACAAAGUAUGGACAGCGUUUGUGUACUUUACGGUUUCACAUUUGUAUUUUCCUUCAAUCAGUGUGGUGUUUUGUAUGAUUGACAAACCUCCUCAUGAAAAUAGCCAAUCGUAGUUGAUUAUAGGAGGGUACAAUUUAUUUUCCGCUAACGACUCCUGGAAGAUAAACCUAAAUAUUAGAAAAUACUGUAGCCACUUCGAAACCAACUUCCAAUGAAAACACACUAUUAUUCAUGAUAUGGAUUCUACAGAUAAUUAUUUUAAUUCACAUUGGGUGACAAAUCCUCUGAUCCAGGCUUAUCUCACUCUUGACCAGAACCUGCCAGUGCCACAGUUAACGUUCCCCCUCCAGGCCAACUCCUCCCUUAAAUGAGAAUGUCUCUGGCCCAGAGAGUCUUCCUGUCCUGGACCUUCACCCUCAUCUUCCUCAUCAUGCUGGUCCUCAAACUGGACUCCAAGAUCCACUGGAACUGGUUCCUCAUCUUCCUCCCUGUAUGGACAUUUGACACCAUUCUCAUCCUCAUGCUGGUGGUGAAGAUGGCGGGUCAGUGCAAGCCCGGCUAUGAUCCGCGGGGCGACCAGCAGAAAUUGCGGCAGAGGGUGUCGUACCUGGUGGCAAUGCUGCUGAAGCUGGGCUUCUGUCUGACGCUGUGCGCCCGGUUGGAGAGGCUGACGGACAUCUGGCUCAGCGUGGUGUGUGUCCCCCUCUGGGCCCUGCUGGUCGGGGCCAUGGUAAAGGUUGGCUGCAAUGUCUUUCACUACCGGAGAGACUGAGAGGAUGGAGAGGGAGAAAGAUGGAGAUUGAUUUUAUUUACUCCGUCUAAAGACUGCAAGUGAGUCUGUAAGGGAGGUGAAUGGGAGAUUAUUGUAAUCCACUGCAGGAGAAACUGAACUGAAAAGGAUGGAGAUGAAGAUAAGAAAUGGAUUGGUUUAUUUUCACUACAGCAGAGACUGAAAGAAGCUCAGCUAUAAUUAAAAUACAUUUGCAUCUGA